CCUGACAUUUGGACCAGGUACAAUCAGAUAGCUUCUUGGCGAGAUCGGUUUCACGCUCAGUAUUUGGGGAGAAUUUAGCAGUAGGGUUCUCUAUAGAGGUUUGAGGAUUAUAGGACCUUUCAAAUUGUCAGGUUACUUUUUUUCUCUUUUAUAAAAUUGAGUGCAUUCUCAGUCUUAGGAGCGGGUGGUAAAGCUGAUUUAAUGCGUUUCCCAUCUUACCAGGUUUUAAGGUGAAGCAUGGCUUACCAGUGAUGGAACUGCAGAUGUUGAGUGUCCUGCUGAAUUUUCACUACAUUUCUUUCAAACAUCAGAUGCUUCAGUUUGGGUUCCUUGUACUGGGUUGGGACACUGUGUCUCAAAUCAGUCUAAUUUAUCAGAAUGUGUAUUAGUGUGCUUUAAAGCCAGGAGCUGUCAAGGUUUAUGUAAUCAACUUAUUAAUUUAUGAUCUUAUUACAUUGCUUUCCAGAUUUAUAAAACCAUUCCCUUAAGGAAAUCUGUCUUCAGCGUCUGCUUAAAAUUUCUCUUGGAAUUGGAUUCCUGAGGAGGAAUGCACUGUACAAGUGGUGAUUUAAGCAUACUAAUUAGACAAGUUUCUGUAAAAAAAAAAAAAAAAAAGAAAAAAAUGCGUAUUGAUUCUUUUAUCUGACUUUUGUGUUGUCCCUAUUUGGAAAAUAGAUGACAUUCCUAUUUUACAGAACUAGAAAUGAAAUUACAUGACAUUCCCAAGGUCACAUAUUGAAGCAGUGUAGUAACUGAAAAAUUAAGUGCAUGGUGCUAACUUUUUUUAUACAUCUUCAAGGUUUUCCAGGCAGGGAACUUUGAGUGUCACCUUUGUCUUUUUAAAAUCUGCCCAGUUUUUAUAUUAUUUUAGGCACAGAAAUGAUUCUCACCCUAUUAAUUUUUCACUAUUAAGAGGAAACUUUUCAGUAUUGUUGCAGUAAGAUCCAUUAGUUUAAAACAUACGAGAACUCAGAAGUUAUCCUAAUUUUUAUUUUUCUGGAAUAGAAAUAUAAAUUGGACUUUAUAUUCAGAUUUCAUCCCAUAGUCCUAAAAGGAAGGUUUUUGUAUGUCCUUAGUAAAGUUGAGGGGCUUUCAUGAUACUUUUACUGGUCACAGGAAAUAGUCUUUAUCUAACCCUUACUGUGGGUGUUUGUUUCUGUCAUACAGAAAGUGAAACUAAAUGGGAAAGAAGUUACUUGUCUUUGGAGAUAAUUAAACAGCCAUGGCUCUAGGUAUUGAUAUAAAUAAGGCCUGGUGUCUCCCCUGUAGCAGCUUGUCUGGGCCUAAGAGCUCAGUAGCUGCCCAGGAAGAAAAGGGCACAAGUGAACUUUCCGCAUGAUCAGAAUUUUAGGAAUUAAAAACAUAGAUGAGGAACUUGCCCUGUUUUAACUGCAUGCACGCUGUUUGCUUAAGUAGGAGAAGACAGAGUUUUUAACCAGGAUGCUUUUCUAAUAAAACCGUUCUUCAUAAUUUAGGUAUUUGUGUGUGCAGGUAAAUUCUUAGAGCAACUUAGGUGGAAAAGUUACUUGAGUAGAUUCUGGAAGUUUUGAAGGUAAGCUUAACCCAUGCCAUAUUCACGGCACCUUUGCGUGCUUAUUUUCGCAGCCCUGGGUUCUGGGCAGCAAUGUGGAAUUGAGUAAAAACCGGUUCCUGCCUUUGGGCGCUCGCUUCCAGGCUGUCAGGGCCCCUGAAGUAAACGCUAACAGUGGGAUCCAACGACUGCCGUGCCGAGGCUUAGGCACAGCUCUGUAGAAGCACAAAGAUGGGAGCAAGGAACGGUCUGACUUGGGAAUGCUUCACGGAGGAGGCGACGUUGAACUGGUCCCGAGGGACAGGUAGAGAGAGCUCCCAGGCAGAGAAAAGGGGAAGGUGCUCAGAAGGUUCAGGGAGGAUGAAAAGAUGAGGUGGAGUGGUGGAGGAAGCACUGCGAUCCGAGUGGGUGAAAGGGAGCGGGGGUAAAGACAGUUCUGGUUUUAAAGAACGUGAAAAGGAAGGGAGAAGCGUGGGCCAGGAGCUUUGGGCCUGGAGAGGGAAGGGUUUUGGUCUUUUGUUUUUGUUUAGAAACGGCUGCUGCAAAAUCUCCCCGGCUUAAUAGCCUCGCAAGGCACUGGAAGUGUGUCGUCUGCUCUGGCUGAUCUGGAGCUUCGUUAUUCGCACUGGAUUGUUUCCUCAUCUGUUUUUCUGCACAUCUGCCCUGGGCUGAGGCCUCCUGUCCCGUGGGAAACCGUUUCUUGCCGGUGGUAGGGGAGGAGCCUGUCUAAAAGAGGGUUCCUGCCGUACCUUCCGUGAACGUUCAUUUCUCUGCUGCUUCCAGAACCUCCUGAGAUCCUGCUUUGGCACCUCCAGCACUUGGCCUCUGCUCAGAUGUCCGUGGCGACACUGAAAAUGAAUUCCUUAUUUUCACCAAAUAUUCUUAUAUGAGAAGAUCCAUUUUGAACAGUCUAUAUAUUUUUUCUUCUGUUGGACCAGCAUGGCAGGAUUCAAGCGAGGGUAUGAUGGAAAGAUUGCUGGAUUAUAUGAUCUGGAUAAAACCUUGGGUCGAGGUCAUUUUGCAGUGGUUAAACUUGCCAGGCAUGUCUUUACAGGUGAAAAAGUAGCAGUCAAAGUUAUUGACAAGACAAAAUUGGACACUCUAGCCACCGGUCAUCUUUUCCAAGAAGUGAGAUGCAUGAAACUAGUGCAGCAUCCCAACAUCGUACGCCUUUAUGAAGUUAUUGACACCCAGACCAAACUCUAUCUUAUUCUGGAACUUGGAGAUGGAGGAGAUAUGUUCGAUUACAUAAUGAAACACGAAGAGGGACUUAAUGAAGAUUUGGCCAAGAAGUACUUUGCUCAGAUCGUUCAUGCUAUAUCUUAUUGCCAUAAACUCCAUGUGGUUCACAGAGACUUAAAACCAGAGAAUGUAGUCUUCUUCGAAAAACAAGGUCUUGUAAAGUUGACAGACUUUGGUUUCAGCAACAAAUUUCAACCAGGGAAGAAGCUCACAACAAGCUGUGGAUCUCUUGCGUAUUCUGCUCCAGAAAUUCUGCUUGGUGAUGAAUAUGAUGCACCCGCAGUAGAUAUUUGGAGUCUGGGAGUGAUCCUUUUCAUGUUGGUGUGUGGACAGCCACCCUUUCAAGAGGCCAAUGACAGUGAGACAUUGACCAUGAUUAUGGAUUGCAAAUAUACAGUACCAUCCCAUGUGUCCAAAGAGUGUAAAGACCUGAUCACACGGAUGCUACAGAGAGAUCCGAAGAGAAGGGCCUCCUUGGAAGAGAUUGAGAAUCAUCCUUGGCUUCAAGGAGUGGACCCUUCGCCAGCCACAAAGUAUAACAUCCCCCUGGUGUCAUACAAAAACCUCUCAGAGGAGGAACACAACAGCAUCAUUCAGCGCAUGGUGCUCGGGGACAUAGCGGACCGAGACGCCAUUGUGGAAGCCCUGGAAACCAACAGGUACAACCACAUCACGGCCACAUACUUCCUGCUUGCUGAAAGGAUCCUGAGGGAGAAACAAGAGAAAGAAAUACAAACCAGAUCUGCAAGCCCUAGCAAUAUCAAGGCCCAGUUUAGGCAGUCGUGGCCAACCAAGAUCGACGUGCCCCAGGACCUGGAGGAUGAUCUCACGGCCACUCCUCUGUCCCACGGGACCGUCCCUCAGUCUCCUGCUCGGGCUGCCGACGGCGUCCUCAACGGCCACAGGAGCAAAGGCCUGUGUGACUCCGCCAAGAAAGACGACCUCCCCGAGUUGGCCGGACCGGCGCUCUCCACGGUGUCACCUGCGAGCUUGAAGCCCACGGCUGGCGGGCGCAAGUGCCUGUUCCGGGUGGAGGAGGACGAAGAGGAAGAUGAGGAGGACAAGAAGCCCGUGUCCCUCUCCACGCAGGUGGUUCUGCGCCGGAAGCCCUCGGUCACCAACCGGCUGACGUCGAGGAAGAGCGCGCCCGUCCUCAACCAGAUCUUUGAGGAAGGGGAGUCCGACGACGAGUUCGACAUGGAUGAGAACCUGCCUCCCAAGCUGAGCCGGCUGAAGAUGAACAUCGCCUCCCCGGGCACCGUGCACAAGCGCUACCACCGCAGGAAAAGCCAGGGCCGCGGCUCCAGCUGCAGCAGCUCGGAGACCAGCGACGACGACUCCGAGAGCCGCCGGCGGCUGGACAAAGACGGCGGCUUCACCUACUCCUGGCACCGGCGGGAUAGCGGCGAGGGGCCCCCCGGGAGCGAGGGCGACGGCGGGGGCCAGGGCAAGCCGAGCGACGGCGGCGGCGGCGCGGACAAGGCCAGCCCGAGCGAGAGCGGCGCGGGCGGCGGCAGCCCCGCGGGCGGCUCGGGGGGCAAGCCCACGGGCACGUCGGGCAGCACGCGCCGCUGCGCCGGCCCCGGCCCCGGGGAGCUGGUCCAGAGCCUCAAACUCAUGAGCCUCUGCCUGGGCUCGCAGCUGCACGGCGGCGCCAGGUACAUUCUCGACGCGCAGGGCGGCUUGCCGUUCUCCAGCGUGAAGGUGCAGGAGAAGUCCACGUGGAAGAUGUGCAUCAGCUCGACGGGGGGCGCGGGGCCGGCCCCCGGCGCGGGCGGCGUCAAGUUUUUCUCCGACCACGUGGCCGACGGCGCCGCGGAGCUCGAACGGAUAAAGAGCAAGAACCUGAAAAACAACGUGCUCCAGCUACCUCUGUGCGAAAAGACCAUCUCUGUGAACAUCCAGCGGAACCCUAAGGACGGGCUGCUGUGCGCCUCCAGCCAGGCCAGCUGCUGCCACGUCAUCUGACCGCGGCCCCGCCGGCCCCUGGCCCCCGCCCCCCGCCGCCCGCCGCCCGCCCAGAGCGGUGCGGCCCGGCCCGGCCCGGCCCGGCCCGGUCCGGCCCGGCCCGGCCCGGCCCGGCCCGCCCCGCCCCUCCGGCCGCUCUCCGCGCUUCCUCCCUUCGAGGGGGCGUUCGGAGCAGUUAUUUAUUACCUUCGCGUUUGUUCGCCUGCCGACGUGACAAUGCAUGGUCUUUGUGCAUGCUGCUAGACACUGCUUUUCUUUUCCAGCCGAAAAGUCUCUUGUGUCAUUUUUACAUUUAUAAUUUUAAUGUGGAUGAUCAGGAUUAAAUUAAAAUGUAUAUUUGGGACCUAAGAUACACGGAGCACUUAGAAAUUGGAUGUCCUGCACUUAAUCUACGGAGAAAAAAUGCUUCUGUGUCCUUGUGAGAAACGUAAAUUCCCGUCCUGACCUUCUGCGAGAACGGAAACUCCGUGCCCUGAGGCACACGCCGUGCUGUCCGAGACCGAACCAAAGCAAUAACGUUGUGUUGCCGCCGGGCCUGGAGCCUGCGAGCGAGCGAGCCAGCGAGCAAGCGCGUGCGAGCCCCGCCUCCCGAGGCCCGUGAGGGGCGGAGUACAGCGAGCGUCUGCACUGAGAACCUUAAAACCAUGAUUUCAAUACACCCACACCUGUUUGUCUUAAGCUCUAGUGUGAAAACAAGGUUGGGCUCGUAAAAUUUAACUGAAAAAGAUUUUCUUGUUUUGUACUAGGUGAGAUAAAGUACUUAGAUUUAUAAGGCAGCUUCCCCCGUAGUGGUAAAUUACAAGCAGACAAUCUUAUUUUGUAACGUGAUGAAGUGAACUGAUGGUGUCUUAACUCUACCUAUAGAGUGUACGUCUGUCCAACAGAACAAAAAGAUGCUCGGUGUAAAUUCCUUCCCGUAGGGCACAUCCUAGGGUUUCCUUGAAAACCUUGUAGAUAGAAGAAACUGUAGGGCCUGAUAUGGAAGCAAAGGUGCACACAGAGGGUGGCAACGUCAAAAGCCUAUAAAUUAAAAAAAAAAUUACUGGGAUGUGAUCUUUCGCAGUUUGGUAAUUCGGUGGUCUCUUCUGUUUUUUCCAUUCGUCUAUGUUCUCUGGCUGUCCAGUAAGCUACGAGAAUUGGCUGAUCAAAAAAUACACCUAUAAAAGAGUGAAAUUCACACGUACAGCAGACAAAACGCACAAAGCCUGCUUUGUGUUUUGUUGUUGUUUUGGUUUUCUUCUUUUUUUCUUUUUCUUUUCUGGAGGUGUUUUCCACUUUGCCUUCCUGCCAAAACAAUAAUCGAAGAACUCUUGCUUUAAACUGUUCCUGUACAAAGGCGACUUUUGACCAGAUAAUCCUCUUUCGUGGCGUCUUGUCUCGUAAGACGCACUAUACCGCAGAUGGCUAACUUUGAGAGAGGCCGGAUGCCGCCUCUGCAAGCUGUGCCCCGGGGGGGGUCUUCAAAGCGGUGCUUAUCCACACCGGGGGUGGGUGGGAUGCGGCCGGGCCGGGGGUGGGGGGCCUUCCCACUCCCAGCAGCUUCCCUUCGUGUCUCUGAAGUGACCGUCGCUUUGUCCGCAGAGGGGGCAGAGCACCCAAGGACUGCAUUCCAUGGCUCUCGGCUCCUCCAAGUACACGCUGACUGUGCUACUCACGAUGCGUAUAGUUUAGUCCGCACUGGGGAAUUUCACAGUAUACUUACUAAACUAAGUAAAGGUGAUACUUAAAAUACUUCUUUUACUUUCUAGACCUAGGCUAGAUAUGUUUUAAGCUACAGCUCUAGUUCAUUGUGAUAUUUAUAACUGAAAGCUACCAGAAAAGAUGUGUGGGUGAAGCCAUAGAACAUAUUUGCUUGAAAUUCUGAGCAGGGAUCUUAUAAAGGGCCAGAAAUAAGAUGUGUGGUUCACAUAGACAGUGAGCGUAACAUCUGUAUUAAACGUAGGAGAGAAGUUUCUAAAGGGCAUUGGCAAUAAACUCUUUGUUGCAGCUGUUUUCCAAGUAAUGUAAAUACUUCUUCCUGUGAUUAUGUAUAGCCUUGGAAUGGCACCUUUUAACUAACCCACGUGUGUUUGGUCUCCGAUGGUUUUUUAUAUUCCGACGUAUAUGUGGUGCUCACUCUAGGAGCGGCAGUGUUGACCGUUCAUGCUGCACAGCUGUAUCAUAGAGCCUUAUUAGUCGCGUGUGCUUGGUUGGCCCUCUGGGUGUACAGAGGUCAGUCUGAGUGGCGUCUUACUCACCUGUUCGUAAGUGAAUGACUGUGCAUGUGUUGUAUGUCAUAGUAUGUCGUCACAUAAAAGGGAGGGAGCAGAUAACCGUUACAUGAAGAUAAUAUGGGACCAAACUCUUUACUAGCUCUAAACAGUUUCUUGUACCCCUUAACCUGUCUUCAGAAGUUGCAUAGAGUUAUAGUAGUGUGUAAAUUAAAUAUUGUGGAAAAACAAUUAGUCUUGUAUUUUUCUGUACGUGUGUGUACAUAUAUUAUAUAUAUAUACACAUAUAUAUAUAUAUAUAAAAUUAUGUACUUCUGGCAAUUCUAUCUGUAUUUAAAGAUGUGACAAUCUCGACACCGAUCUUAAGAAUAGCCGUGAGACUGAAUCGAAGUAAGGGUCUCCCUACCAAGUAAGAACCGAUGUGUGUUAAGAGGGUACAGAAUCAUCAGCUGAUUUGGUCGGUUGCUUCCACUGCUGGUGGAUUUUCCUCAUUGUGUAAACAUUGACAGGUAUGUGACAGAUGGGAAGAAACAAUCCAAAUAAUAAAGUGGCAUAUUGGUGUUCAGCAAUA
This is a messenger RNA of Prionailurus viverrinus (fishing cat), 7522 nucleotides long. It is a transcript of the gene SNRK, whose product is annotated as SNF related kinase. Gene Ontology annotation, molecular function: protein serine/threonine kinase activity; ATP binding; tau-protein kinase activity. Bases 2471 to 4741 code for a protein of 756 amino acids. Lineage: Eukaryota; Metazoa; Chordata; Mammalia; Carnivora; Felidae. The transcript has 6 exons. Gene Ontology annotation, biological process: microtubule cytoskeleton organization; intracellular signal transduction; protein phosphorylation. The record is from RefSeq and is a predicted model, not a curated record. Gene Ontology annotation, cellular component: cytoplasm.